Molecule: messenger RNA, 2323 nt
Organism: Megalobrama amblycephala (Wuchang bream)
Lineage: Eukaryota; Metazoa; Chordata; Actinopteri; Cypriniformes; Xenocyprididae
Gene: ndc80
Product: NDC80 kinetochore complex component
Exons: 17
Coding region: 240-2138 (632 amino acids)
Biological process (GO): attachment of mitotic spindle microtubules to kinetochore
Cellular component (GO): Ndc80 complex
Source: RefSeq, a predicted model, not a curated record
AACAGAGACGUUGACGUCAUCAGAGUGAUCCGUUGAACAGCAUUCGCGGAAAUUUUUGAAAUUCAACCGAAGUAUCGACGGAAGAAUAUACUUGAGCAUAGUGAAGUAUAAAUAUAUUUUUUCGAGUAUACCUAAUAUAUCUGGUAUGCUGAUAUACAUAUCUGGAGUAUAGUGCUUAUUAACUGAGAAUCGUCCUCCAGCUGAAGUUUAUAUCGGAGGGUGUGUUUAUAAAGGUCAAGAUGAGUCGGCGACCCAGCAGCAGAUAUUCUGAGAUGCCCAUGCGUGUGACAGACAGCAGGAUGAGUCUGAUCAAUGCCACCCCUCAAAACAAGGACAAUGUCUUUGGCAAGCUGAACAUACCUAAACCUCAGUCUACCACAUCUGAGAGACGAACAAGCUUUUUUGGAAAAGGCAUCGGGGCAGGUGGCCAGAGGAACAGCAUGUUUGGGGCAUAUGGGGGCCCUGAGAAGAUGAAGGACCCCAGACCGCUACAUGACAAAGCUUUUGUCCAACAGUGUAUCAAACAGCUUUGUGAAUUCCUGGGGGAGCGAGGCUUUCCAGGCAGCGUCUCAGUGAAGGCUCUCCAGUCUCCAUCCACAAAAGAGUUUUUAAAGAUAUACGAAUUCAUCUACGCUUUGCUGGAACCAUCCUUUCAGAUGCCCACCGCCAAAGUGGAGGAGGAGAUCCCAAGAAUGCUCAAAGAUCUGGGAUACCCGUUUGCGCUCUCAAAAAGUUCCAUGUACUCCAUUGGUGCUCCUCACACAUGGCCUCAGGCUCUCGGAGCUCUUAUCUGGCUCAUCGACACAGUCAAGCUCUUCAGUGGUCUGAGAGAGCAGGGCCUGCUGUUCUCUGACUUCUCAGAUGAGCUGUGUGAUCUAGAGGAAGGGACCGAGUACAACAAGCUCUUUAUGGAAUACUGCUCUGACACCUACAACAAGUUCAUGCAGGGAGCGGAUACGUUUGAGGAUGAGGAAGACGACUAUCUUAAUAAACUAAAGAAGCUGUACAAUGUGGAUGAGGCACUUUUACACACCCAGCAAGAAAAACAUGCGAUGCUGAUGGAGCACGUGGAGAGACUUGAAAGGGAGAGUCAAACUGAUCGUUUAGCAGGGAAGAGGACAGAGAAGCUCAGAUUACAGGCUGAUCUGCAGAAGCUGCAGAACUAUCGUUGUACUCUGGAGGCCCAUAAAACUGGACUGGAGAAUAAAGCUGCUGGACUGGCUGAGGAACUCGAGGCUGCUGAGAUGCAGUUAGAGGGUCUGAAGCAGGAGAGGACGAGGCUGCAGCACAUCCUGGAGCAUCAGAAGUUCACUCCAGCUGAUAUUGAGCGUAUUAACCGAGAGAGGAAUGAACUGCAGCAGACCGUUCACAGCCUAAACCAGAGUCUAGAGGAGGCUGAGCAGCUGGUUUGGAAUGAGGAGGUCAAUCUGUCCAAAACCAAAGAGAAGGCGGAGUUGAAGGUUGCUGAGUAUAAUAAACUGGGCCGUAAGCUGAAGCUCAUCCCGCAGUCAGCAGAGAACGCCUGCGGUCAUGACUUUGAAAUCAGAACAGAUUAUAGUGCCACUACCAUCAUGCAGUACAAGACACAGAUACAGAACCCUCUGAAGAAUAUGAUGGUUGACGUGGAGGAUGAAUGCAGCAGACUUACUAAUGUGAAGCUGAGUUUGGAAGAGACUGUUGAACAGGUGAAGUCCAACAUCUUUGAUAAAGAGAAUGACAUCAAGCAGCUAAAGGAACAGAUUCGCAGAGUCGACCAACAGCUGGAGCAUGACAUGCAGGAAAUGGCGCAAGAGGAGGAGAAGUGGGCAGCUGAGGUGGACUCUGCUGAAACCCACAAGAAGCGCUUGGAAAAGAACGUGACGCAGGGAUGCGAGGAAGCUGAGGAGGAACUUAAAGCUGCCCAACAACAGUAUCACGUGGUCGUGCAGGAGACUAAUGAGGAGAACCGCAUGGUGUGCAAGAAUCUUACUGAUGUCUUCACUUCUGCAGUAAACCACUUGUGUGCAGUUGAAAAACACUGCAACGAGCAGCUCAAAAGGUUUGAUAAGAUGAAGGAAGUCAUCCGUGAGGACGAGGCUGACAUGAAACAGCUGACGGAUCUAGUGGAAAACUUCAUAAAGAAAGCAAACAGCUUGUAAUGUCUAAUAGUUCUGAUUUGUAAAUAAUUUUACUGUUAGAUUUUUUUUUUCACUGAUGUUGUUUGAUUCUGGCACCAUGGAGUAAUGUUGGAGUAAAUGCAUUGUCUUUGGAGACAGAAUCAUACUUUGUGUAUUUAUCCUGUAUUUACAUGUUUGUUUACUAAUAAAUAAAUAUGUUUUGGAAA